UUGAAAAUUAUACACAAAUUUCAAUAGUUUUCUGUUUCAUGGUAUUGAAGCAAUAUAAAUGUGUUUUUAUUGCAGUAUGCGAUAGAAAACAUUUAUUCUUCAUGUUUAUUCGGAUCAGUAUAAAUCAUCACUUCAUAACAAGUAUUUUUUAACAUCGUUGUUGUCGUAAUAUUUCCAUUAUUUUAUUAGAGGUGUGACGUAAAUAACAAUUGUUAAACAAACUUUGUUUUGGUAUAAAAAUAUCAUUUAUCUAAUAAAAUGAGUGACGAUUUAACAAAGGAGCAAAUAGCUCUUCUUCGCAAUGCAUUUAAUGCUUUUGAUCCAGAAAAAAAUGGGUAUAUCAAUACAGCUAUGGUUGGAACGAUUCUGAGUAUGUUGGGUCACCAGCUCGAUGAUGCAACCUUAGCUGACAUUAUUGCCGAAGUGGAUGAAGAUGGGUCUGGUCAAAUAGAAUUUGAGGAGUUCACGACUUUAGCUGCUAGAUUUCUUGUUGAAGAAGAUGCAGAGGCUAUGAUGGCCGAAUUAAAAGAAGCGUUUAGGCUGUAUGACAAGGAAGGUAAUGGAUAUAUAACUACGGGAGUUUUGCGUGAAAUUCUUCGAGAAUUAGAUGACAAAUUGACUAAUGAUGAUCUUGACAUGAUGAUCGAAGAGAUAGAUUCUGAUGGAUCAGGAACCGUUGACUUUGAUGAAUUCAUGGAAGUUAUGACUGGUGGUGAUGAUUAAUAAUGUAAUGCUGAUAAUAAAUUGAAAACAUACAUUGAAUAAUUAAA
Messenger RNA from Drosophila ananassae, 770 nucleotides. RefSeq names its product troponin C (gene TpnC41C). The transcript is spliced from 4 exons. NCBI's taxonomy places the organism in Eukaryota, Metazoa, Arthropoda, Insecta, Diptera, Drosophilidae. Gene Ontology annotation, molecular function: calcium ion binding; enzyme regulator activity. The record is from RefSeq and is a predicted model, not a curated record. The coding region runs from base 259 to 723 and encodes 154 amino acids.